CUCCCAUCUCUGCCGCCAGUCUCCCUGGGAGAUCAUCUUCUGCGUGCGGUGGGUGCACAAUGACGAGGGCUCCUUUCACAGGCUCGUAGGAGCUGCGUGCGCAAACCGAUUUUCAAGAUCCAGGAACACGACGGGAACAUGAAAGGGAGGGGGCGGAAGCAACAUGUAACAAAUAUAUAACAGGCCACGUGAAUAACUCGGACCCUGAUCAUUAGGUUGGCUCAGCAUCCCGGCGAUUGGACACGAGAUGGCAUGGGUGGAGGAGUACAUCCCUUGGCGCACGCAAAUGCUCUCUAUCGGGGGGCUGCUCGAGAACGUGUGGGGGUCUAUGCCCCCCUCCGCCUGGCUAGGAGUUGGCACGGCCUCCCUGUUCACGGGGUACUGGUACCUGUCACGGCCGCGGCCCAUCUGCCCGCCGUGCCAGCUGACGCAGCAGUCCGUGGAGGUGGAGGGCCAAGACGGUGUGAGAAGAUCCGCCCUCUUAAAGAAGGACAAAUUGCUGGAGUUUUACUACGAAGAUGCAAAGACCAUGUAUGAAGUCUUCCAUCGUGGAAUGCGCGUUUCAAAGAAUGGGCCAUGUUUGGGCUAUCGGAAGCCCAAAAAACCAUACCAGUGGAUGUCCUACAAAGAGGUUGCUGAAAGGUCGGAGUGGUUUGGGUCGGGGUUAAUCCACAAAGGCUGCCGCCCAGCCACGGACCAGUUCAUCGGAGUCUUCGCACAGAACCGGCCAGAGUGGAUCAUCACGGAGCAGGCUUGCUACAUGUACUCCAUGGUCGUGGUGCCUCUGUACGACACGCUGGGGCAAGAGGCCAUCUGCUUCAUCAUUAACAGAGCGGAGAUCGCCGUCGUGGUGUGCGACACGGUGGAGCGCGCCCGCGUGCUCCUGCGCGGCGUGGAGAACCGGGAGACCCCGGGCCUGCGGACCGUGGUCGUCAUGGAGACGCCCGACUUGGGCCUCAUCCAGUGGGGCAUCACCUGCCGUGUCGACGUGCUGUCCUUCCAGUACAUCGAGGACUGCGGGAGAAUGCACAAGCGAACAACAUUACCACCCAAGCCUGAAGAUUUGGCGAUUGUUUGUUUUACAAGUGGAACAACAGGUAACCCGAAGGGAGCCAUGCUCACCCAUCGCAACAUCGUCUCCGACAUGUCCGGCUUUCUGAAAGUGACCGAGAGCUUGUUCUUGCCAGAGACGAGCGACAUCGCCAUCUCGUACCUCCCGCUCGCUCACAUGUUUGAGAGGCUGGUCCAGGCCACUUUGUUCUGCCACGGGGCCAGCAUUGGCUUCUUCCAGGGCGAUGUGCGGCUGCUCUUGGACGACAUGCAGGCCCUCAGGCCGACCGUGUUUCCCGUGGUCCCUCGCAUUCUCAACCGCAUGUACGACAAGGUGCUUGGGAGCACCCGAACGCCCUUCCGGAGGAAGCUUCUGGAGUUCGGGGCGCGGCGGAAGAUGGCGGAGCUGCAGCGAGGAGUGGUUCGCAGGAACUCCCUGUGGGACUGGCUCGUCUUCCGCCCCAUGCAGCUGAGCGUGGGCGGACGCGUCCGCAUGAUCAUGACCGGAGCUGCUCCCAUCUCCCCGGGAGUGCUCAACUUCCUGCGCGUCGUCAUGGGCUGCCAGAUGUAUGAAGGCUACGGACAGACAGAAUGUACAGCUGGCUGUACCCUAACCCUGCCUGGAGACUGGAAGGCCGGUCACGUUGGAGCGCCGAUGCCAUGCAAUUACAUAAAACUGCAUGAUGUGAAAGACAUGGAAUAUUACACAUCACAGGGAAAGGGAGAGGUGUGCGUCAAGGGCCCCAACGUCUUCAAGGGGUACCUGAAGGACGCCGAGAAGACGGCCGAGGCGGUGGAUCGGGAUGGGUGGCUUCACACGGGAGACAUUGGCCAAUGGAUGCCCAACGGAACUCUGAAGAUCAUCGAUCGCAAGAAGCACAUCUUCAAGCUGGCUCAGGGGGAGUACAUCGCUCCCGAGAAGAUUGAGAACGUGUACUCUCGCUGCGAGCCCGUGGCCCAGGUGUACGUGCACGGGGACAGUCUCCAGGCCUGUUUGGUUGCAGUUGUGGUACCUGACCCAGAAAUACUUUGCUGCUGGAUCCGGAAGAAAGGCAUCGUGGGAACAUACUCGGAGCUCUGCAGAAAUAAGGAAGUAAGACAAGCAAUUCUGGAAGACAUGCAACGCCUCGGCAAGGAAUCUGACUUGCAGCCUUUUGAGCAGAGGGCAGCAAUAGGACGAGGCUGCACUGACUCCACGGUGCCACCUGCCGCAGGUGAAGGACGUUCACCUGCACAACGAGAUGUUCAGCAUCGAGAACGGGCUGCUCACGCCCACGUUCAAGGCCAAACGGACGGAGCUGAGGACGCACUUCCGCAGCGUCAUCAGCAGCAUGUACCAGAACGUGAAAGCGUGAGACGGAUGGCAUGGACACUUGCAGCUCACCCACAAAGCGUUCUCGACACGACAGGACCCCCCCCCCCCCCCCCCCCCCCCCACGUAGCCCUGCGUGGUUGAGCUGCAAUAAUCGCUCUCGGAUGUGUUUUCGAGAACCGUUCCUGAAGAAGCGCCCAGCACUCGGAGCGAAACGUCGGGCAUCGUGCCGAACAACACGCGGUAACAACCCGAAAACACACCGGAGAGAUACUUUCAAUACAACAUCAUCAUCAUCGUCAUGGCGAUCAUCAUUAUUAGCAUCACAGUUACCAUCACUGUCAUCAUCGCCAGCACGAGAUCAUCCAUGGUUUAUGUCUGGGAACCAUCUGCCGCCUUAAAGCGUUCUUAUUGAAGGUGGGCGUUAGUGGCUAAUGCGGGGAUGAAGCUGCCGUGCGUGCGCGUGUGAGAGACUAGAGGUCAGUGGAGUCUCUAUAGGAGGCGAUUACGAAGCGUAGUGGGGGCUUUAGUGCGCCCACUGCUCACACACAUUAACAAGCUAAAGGGAUUGUGCAAACCACCCAACGCAGGAAUUUCCUGCUCAUAAUAGUCCUUCGGGCCUUUCCUGCGAUUGACAUUUGACUGACUGGGGCUCUAACAGGCUGGCACACAACUUCACUGAUCACCACCGGGUUAUUGUCGUCAUGUCAAUCGCUGUCGCUGCAGUGACCCUCGUCAUUGAUUCGUACCGUAAUUGAUUUCUGGGUCUAUUCGCGUGAGUAGAACGCGUGUCGUACACCCCUCUCCACCCGACACACGCCAAUGUAAUAACGGUGUCACGUGAACACACGUGAUUGCUCUCUGACACGACUUACCCGUUUGCUGGCACGUUUGUCCCACGUGAAAACUUUAUUAAUUGAUAAUGGAGGUUUUUUGGGUUGGAUCGAGCAAAUAUAAAUGCGUCGAAUUGUAAAUGUUGUGGGUUUACUCUCCAACAAACCGGUUUGCUUAACUAGUAACUAAUUAGUAAUUAAUCAUUAAUUAUUAUGCUUUGUUUACAUGACAAAUCUUACUAAUUGGCUGUGUCGAGUGGUGGCGGGUUUAACGACACAUUUAUAUUUUUACGCGAUCUAACCCAAAAAAAACCUCCAUUUUGGAUAAUAUUGGUCGCGAAAGCCUACGUGUUAAACUAACUUUAUUAAGUGGUCAUGUCGGGUGGAGUGGGGUGUACAACACACAUUAUACUCUCGCAAUCUAAGCCACAAUUCAAUUGCAAAUCAUAAUAUUGGUAGCGACCGUAAUUGAUUUAAUUAUGUAGCUUUUAUCAGUGUUCUCUUAAUCAUUUAUUCUAAUGUCACGAUCAUAACCGUGGUCAUCAUCCUUACGCCUGUCGUCAAAUCUACUAAACCCGCGUGCUCCAUGUAUGGAAAUAACACCUUAAUUUAGAAUGAACCGCCGUGUUUGUGUUCAUCGCUAAAAUUACUCAACGUCUCUUAUUCUAUAUUUAGUACAUCAUGUCAAGCUUACAAAUGUAAAGUCUAUGUACAUUUCUGUUUAAUCAAAACAGUAUACGAAAUCACGGCACUGUCUGCAAAACCCACUGAUCGGUGUAAUAUUCGUCGGCAUGUCAAACAUCUCUUGUAAGAUGUUUGUGCGCAGAUCUGUAAAACAUGACUUGCUAUUAAUACACAUUUCAAAUGUGAAGUGUUACACAAUGCAUGUGAUCAGAGUAACUAAUUGAAUGUACAUGUAGUUUAUUUUAAUAAAGUAUAUCUUAAAGUA
Molecule: messenger RNA, 4144 nt
Organism: Petromyzon marinus (sea lamprey)
Lineage: Eukaryota; Metazoa; Chordata; Hyperoartia; Petromyzontiformes; Petromyzontidae
Product: long-chain-fatty-acid--CoA ligase 1-like
Biological process (GO): long-chain fatty acid metabolic process
Cellular component (GO): endoplasmic reticulum; membrane
Molecular function (GO): long-chain fatty acid-CoA ligase activity
Source: RefSeq, a predicted model, not a curated record